AUGGAGUCGAACCAGCGUCCGAAGCGCGCGAGAACCGCCGCCGCCACGGUGGCGUCCAAAGCGGCGGCAGCGUCGAAGAAGUCGACGGCCGCCGCUUCGAAGAAGGCGAAAACCUCCACCAAGGCCGCGGCGGCUGCCGCCGCCGCCACCACCGCGCGUGCCACCGCUCCCAAGGUCAAGAAAACCGCCGCAAAGCCCGCGGCUGCCGCCAAGCCUGCCGCAAAGCCUGCCGCCAAGAAGAAGGGUGGUCCCCUCGAGGUCGGCACCGAAGCUCCCCCCUUCGCGGUGAAUGACCAGGACGGCGCGGAGGUCACCCUCGAAUCCUUCAGGGGGGAAAAGAACGUGGUCGUGUUCUUCUACCCCAAGGACAAUACUCCCGGCUGCACGAAGGAGGCUUGCAAAUUCCGCGACUUGAAGGACGAGUACGACCGCCUGGACUGCGAGGUGCUGGGCGUCAGCGCGGACCACGAGGUCAGCCACGGCAAGUUCGUCGCCAAGUACGGCCUCAACUUCAGACUGCUCGCCGACACCUACAGGUCCCUGAUCAAGUCCUACGGGGCGUCUAAGGCGGGCGACAAGAUCCAGCGCAGCACCGUCUUGGUGGACAAGGAGGGAAAGGUAGCGGCCGUCUGGAACCCGGUCAGUGGGGCGGAGCAGCACCCUGUUCGAGUCCUCGCAAAGCUCAAGGAGAUAAUGAUGUAAAAAGUGCUACUUCUACAUAUCAGCGGGGGCGUCGACGAGAGAAGAGGAUCAUUUUUUUUUUUUCUCUUUUGGAGAGACCGGAAUGGAGAGAGAGGGGGUAGCGAAGCUGAGCUGAACGCGGCACGACUUGUGACUAUUUCUUGACCAGGACAAAGUCGUUUGGGGUGGUGGCGGUGGGGGGGAUAGGGUGUAGGUCGAGGGCUUUGUUUUGUGUGUGUAAAUUAAUUUACGUAUUCUGUUGCGGCACGCC
Molecule: messenger RNA, 952 nt
Organism: Ectocarpus siliculosus
Lineage: Eukaryota; Phaeophyceae; Ectocarpales; Ectocarpaceae
Source: the annotation of a GenBank genome assembly